UAGGUUAGGUUAGGUUAGGACGCCCGCUGCUCCCCGACGUGGACGUGGACGUGUAUCGUGAGUCGCCGCCAGCCGUGUCGCACCACGCGCGUAUGCACGCACGCAUGCACAUGUUGCUCCAAUUAGCGAACUUGACGCGUGUCAAACAGCUGGGAACGCCGUACGUGGGCGAGCCGUGACUGAUCUGAUCAAUCACCCGGCUCUACGCGUUGUCUCCUCGUUUCUCGCAUUUCGGGAGAGGUUCCGGAGUCUUCGGCUGUUCUGUAGCGACAGAUGUGCGUCUGGUGUUAAGAAUUUAUGUGGUUUCUGAAUAGCGAACCUCGGAGCGGAAUGUCUUCUGGCAACAUAUGACAGACUGAAGCCUGUAGCGUGAUUCCAAGAUGCUGCCACUUUCGCAUAGCCCGCGCGACUCGCGUUCCAACUUUCGCAGUAGGGUCAAGGAGAAGCUGCUGAGUUGGAAACGUCUCAUCUUCUCCGACCAGAACACUCGUAAUUUGUUCCUGUUCCUGAUUCUCAACCUGUCUUUUGCCUUUGUCGAGCUGCUGUACGGAAUAUGGACCAACAGUCUCGGUCUCAUCUCCGACAGUUUCCACAUGUUUUUCGACUGCACCGGCCUGCUGUUCGGUCUAGCUGCGUCCGUUAUUACCAAGUGGAGAGCGAACGACAGAUACUCGUUCGGAUACGUUAGAGCAGAAGUGCUAGGCGGAUUUGUGAAUGGACUGCUCCUGUUGUUCAUAGCUCUGUUCAUCAUGUCGGAGGCAGUGGAACGAGCUAUCGAGCCGCCCGAGAUCAAGCACGAGAGACUCUUUGUGGUCUCCGUGUUGGGACUGAUAGUGAAUUUAGUGGGAAUUUGUGCAUUUAAACAUGGACACGGCCAUGGACAUGGUGGACAUGGCCACAGCCAUAGCCACAACCAUAGUCACGGUGGGAGGGGACACCACGGUCACUCUCACUCUCAGAACCAUGACUACACUCUCCUGAAUCACAACGAUCACUACGAUCAUCACGUCGAGAUGGAGGCGAACUUCAGUGGCACGAAUUCGCAGAUCAUGAAGGGUGUGUUUCUACACAUACUCGCGGACACUCUUGGCUCUGUAGGAGUGAUCAUAUCGGCGGUGCUAAUGCAAAUGUUCGGCUGGAUGAUUGCCGAUCCGAUUUGCUCUAUGCUCAUAGCAAUAUUGAUAGUGUUAAGUGUAAUCUCGUUGAUGAAAGAGUCAUGGGAGAUACUUAUGCAGAGACAGCCGAUGGCUCUAGAUUACGUUCUACCGCAGUGCUACAACAAGGUGACGCAGAUACCCGGCGUCUAUAGCGUGCAGGAACCGCACUUUUGGACUUUAUGCUCGGACGUGUACGUCGGAUGCCUGAAGCUGGAGGUGGCCAGGGAAGUGGACCCCAAAUCGGUUGUGAUGACGACGCACAAGAUUUUCCAGGCAGCGGGCAUUAGACAGCUUACGGUUCAGCUCGAUUACGCUCCCAUGUGAUCUAUGAGAUGCAUGACGCGCGUCGAGGAGUGUUCUUACGAAUGUACGAACGGAAUUGUGUCUGUCUGUAGGCUCUGUCACAAGGGGAUGGGAAAAUCGGCAGUGCCGCAGAAUGUCUUCGAAACUUCAAAAGUCUGUGAUUGCGCGCAUCGGAAUGGCAAUCGGUAUCAUCUCGAACUACAAAUCGUUUGAAGAUCGUGCAUGCCUUAAAAGAGAAACUGCUGACACGGGACGAUUGAACAAUUCCUAAGAGUUUCUAACCGAAUCAAAUUAUUAACUUAAACCAUUUCUAAAACAUGAUGUAUGAUAAAAGAUGUAUUUCUCAUCUCGAUAUUAGAUACUAAGAACAACGGUCAGUUACAUUCUCUUCUCUGGAGAACAAGUGUUUUUCACUGUUCGUUCAUCUUUUAUAGAAAUACUUUACCUCUGUUGGGACAAAGGCUCAUCUCUGUACAAGUCUUGACUUGUAAUUACUCACUGUUACAAGUAAGCAUUUCAGAUCCAAGUUUAAUUUAGCUAUAUUGUAAUAUAAGAGUAGCAUUGCUUAGAUUUUUUAUUUUUGCAAUGAUGCCUUUUGAGGUGUGUUUGUAAGAAUAUUUUUUAACUGACUUCCGAGAACAAAAGAAUGCUGAAUCUUAUAUAAUUUGUAUAACUGAUUGAAACAAUUAUUAUUGUUUCUAUAAAAUUAAAUUAUAUCAAGUUUGGAAUGUGCAAGAAAAACGCAAACGGCCAUAACAAUCCGGGGACAGCUGUAAAGAGCUAGUCAUCUGUGUAUAUCUGUGCAAGAAAUAAGGAAAAUAACGUACAGUAAAUGACACGUGAAAAUAUUUCAUAAAAAUAUAUCCAUCAUUUUUUAUACAAUGAUCCAAAAGAGAGAUUGUUAUUUGUAUUUUUCCGUCCAUGCUAAGUAUUAUCUUCCUCAUUACUCUGUAAUAUUUUGGACUCAGAAACAUAACUUAGCAUGCGUCGAACAUUUGUUGAGUGACCGUACUGGUUAUGUAUGCACUAUCUGUUGGACGAAUUUGUGUAGUAUUAUUUGUAUAUAAUUUAUAAUUAUGUUAUUAGGUUUCAUGCCAAUUAUAGCCAAAUAAACGGAAUAUUGCAAGUUAACAAUGUGAAAGAUCGAAACUUGCGAAAGCAUCUGCGCCAGAAUCCAAGGAAUCCAGACGAGAGUUUUAAAAUAUCUUUUCUUAAGAAAAUAUUACCUUCUUAAUUUAUCUAUGAAAAACACUUUCUUCCUAAACGUAACAGAAACUUUUUGGAUCCUGAAAAUGCUGCGGAUGAUCGAGAAAUCAUUCAAAUACGAUUUCUCCUUGACUCUUAGGCUAUACGAUUAAAUAUUACGCAACUAAACAUACGGAUUUAGAUAACGAUUUUAUCGUAUUUCUGUGAGAUAAAAGGGUCGAGAAAAAUAACGAUUUUUAUACAUUCCACGUGUAUCAUAUAUUAAUAUAUAUUUUAAUAUAUAUAUUAUUUUAUAUUUUAAUAUUAUAAUAAUUUGUAAUAUAUAUUUAAUUAAUAUAUAUUGAAUAAUUAUAAUAUAAAUUAAAUUAAUAUUAAUUUACAUUAUAAUAUAUAUUAAUAUAUACACGCAUAUAAAGAUGUCAAGGCAUUAAUUCCGAAUGUGAUUACAUAAGCCAAAACAAUUGUGUCACGAAUAAUAAGGUAUCGCAAUGGAACUAUUUCGAUUAUUUGGUUUUACAAAGAAAUACAUUGUUAUCUAUCACGAUCGCGCGAUAAUCAACGUUCUUUGCUUAAACGAAUCGGACCAGUAUCUGGUUUAAUGCAUGAAAGAAAACGCAUUAUGUUACGCAAAUCUUGUUACGUUUUCAUAAUACCUUCAUUGUAUAGAUUUAUGAAUACACGAAUUGCGUGUGAUUAUUAUAAAAAAAAAAUUAUAAAAAUGUGUAAGUAAUAAAGACACCUACUUAUACAAUA
Molecule: messenger RNA, 3419 nt
Organism: Solenopsis invicta (red fire ant)
Lineage: Eukaryota; Metazoa; Arthropoda; Insecta; Hymenoptera; Formicidae
Gene: ZnT86D
Product: zinc transporter 7
Exons: 2
Coding region: 381-1481 (366 amino acids)
Biological process (GO): intracellular zinc ion homeostasis; transmembrane transport; zinc ion transport
Cellular component (GO): Golgi apparatus; membrane
Molecular function (GO): zinc ion transmembrane transporter activity
Source: RefSeq, a predicted model, not a curated record